Aspergillus nidulans FGSC A4 is the source of this 2370-nucleotide messenger RNA. Its product is annotated as DEAD/DEAH box helicase. Gene Ontology annotation, cellular component: cytoplasm; spliceosomal complex; cytoplasmic stress granule. The transcript is spliced from 3 exons. Gene Ontology annotation, molecular function: nucleic acid binding; ATP binding; mRNA binding. The record is from RefSeq and is a predicted model, not a curated record. The coding region runs from base 364 to 2370 and encodes 668 amino acids. NCBI's taxonomy places the organism in Eukaryota, Fungi, Ascomycota, Eurotiomycetes, Eurotiales, Aspergillaceae. Gene Ontology annotation, biological process: regulatory ncRNA-mediated gene silencing; cytoplasmic translational initiation; spliceosomal complex disassembly.
CCCUCUUCCCCUCCAACUCAAUAACCACAGAAGUGUUUUUCGUUUCAUCAUCCGACCUACAUAUCAUCCCUUUCUUUUACUGAUUUCCUUUUUUUUCGCCCCUUUUGUACUUCAUAGAGGGUUAGAUCUAGGAGAUCACCUUGUUUCUGUCAUUCACACACUUUCACUUGCCAUCUGAUUCUUGUGUUCUAUUGCUUGAUAGAGCCUUACGGGAAUCCUUGCUUUGGUAUUCUACAGCUCUCUUUUGCCCAAAACCGCGAGGAAAUAUCGACUGUUUUCGGUCCUUCGGAAGCGAGAGCACAUACGCACUUUUUGAGAAGCUCACUUUCCCAACUUUUUACGUUUUCGUGAAAUACCGCAGAAAUGGCCGACGGCUUGAAUAUGGGAAGCCUUACCCUCAACGAUUCUCAGCAUGCGCCUGCGCCUGGAGGUCCCCCCUCUGGAGGCCGUGCUGCCUACAUUCCUCCACACCUCCGCCAGCGCCAGGUUAACGCCAAUGGGGAUGGCGCUUCUGCUCCCCCCCCUGGUCCUACAGGGGGCUCAUGGGGCGGUCCUAGAGGCCCCCGUGGCGGCAACUGGGCUAACGCCAAUGCUCCUGACUUCAACCCCCGUGGUCCCAAUGGUAACACCAACACCAACUCCGGCUGGACUGCCACUGAAGCCGGUCGUCCAUUAUUCAACCCAAAUGCUUACGGAAACCCAGGUCAUGGAGGCGGCUACGCUGGUGCCUCAGCCCGAGGAUCCGGAGAUGGCCAGUGGCGCGACGGCAAGCAUAUCCCUGGUCCGCCGAACCCCCGUCUGGAGCGCGAACUCUUCGGUGUUCCCAACGACCCAACCAAGCAGAACACUGGUAUCAAUUUCGCCAACUAUGAUGAUAUCCCCGUCGAGGCGUCCGGUCACGAUGUCCCCGAGCCCGUGAACACAUUCACCAAUCCUCCUUUGGACGACCACCUCAUCUCUAAUAUUGCCCUCGCCCGCUACCAGACCCCCACCCCUGUCCAGAAGUACUCGAUCCCUAUUGUCAUGAACGGCCGUGAUCUGAUGGCUUGCGCUCAGACUGGUUCCGGAAAGACAGGUGGUUUCCUCUUCCCCAUCUUGUCUCAGGCUUACCAGAACGGUCCUGCCGCCCCCCCUCCUUCGGCAGCUGGCCAAUUUGGUCGCCAGCGCAAGGCAUACCCAACUUCGCUCAUUCUGGCUCCCACUCGUGAGCUCGUUUCCCAAAUUUUUGACGAGGCCCGCAAGUUUGCUUACCGCUCAUGGGUGCGCCCUUGCGUAGUCUAUGGUGGUGCUGAUAUUGGCUCUCAACUGCGCCAGAUCGAGCGCGGUUGCGAUCUCCUCGUUGCUACACCCGGUCGUCUUGUCGACCUCAUCGAGCGAGGCCGUAUCUCUCUAGUCAACAUCAAGUACCUCAUUCUUGACGAAGCUGACCGCAUGUUGGACAUGGGUUUCGAGCCCCAGAUUCGUCGUAUCGUGGAAGGAGAAGAUAUGCCCAACGUUAACGACCGCCAGACUCUCAUGUUUUCGGCCACCUUCCCUCGGGAUAUCCAGAUGCUGGCCCGUGACUUCCUGAAGGACUACGUUUUCCUGUCCGUCGGUCGUGUUGGGUCCACCUCGGAGAACAUUACCCAGAAGGUGGAAUACGUUGAGGACCACGACAAACGCUCUGUUCUUUUGGAUAUUCUCCACACCCACGGCACUACUGGCCUCACUCUUAUCUUCGUUGAGACUAAGCGUAUGGCUGAUGCUCUUUCCGAAUUCCUCAUCAACCAACGUUUCCCCGCCACUGCCAUUCACGGUGACCGCACUCAGCGUGAGCGUGAGCGUGCCCUUGAAAUGUUCCGCUCCGGUCGCUACCCGAUCCUUGUUGCUACUGCUGUCGCUGCUCGUGGUCUUGAUAUUCCUAACGUCACCCAUGUUAUCAACUAUGAUCUUCCUACCGAUAUCGACGACUACGUCCACCGCAUUGGUCGUACCGGUCGUGCUGGUAACACCGGUAUCGCCACUGCUUUCUUUAACCGUGGCAACCGUGGUGUCGUCCGUGAUCUAAUUGACCUGCUCAAGGAGGCUCACCAGGAAGUUCCCUCUUUCCUGGAGAGUAUUGCGCGUGAAGGCAGCGGAUAUGGCGGUCGCGGAGGCCGUGGAGGUCGUGGCCGCGGCGCUAACGCCACUCGGGACAUGCGUCGCAUGGGCGGUGGCAUGGGUGGCCCUCCUUCGUAUGGCGGCGGUAGUGGUUUCGGCGCUCCAGCGAGCAACUACGGUGGUGGUUAUGGUGGUGCUCCUUCUUACGGCGGCGCCGGCUAUGGAGGUGGCUACGGCGGUGGUGGCUAUGGCAACCCGUCUGGUUCUACUGGACCUUCUUCCUGGUGGUAA